AUGGGUCGGUCUCCGUGCUGCGAGAAGGUGGGGUUGAAGAAGGGGCCGUGGACUCCGGAGGAGGACCAGAAGCUGCUCGCCUACAUCGAGAAGCACGGGAAUGGGAGCUGGCGGGCGUUGCCUGCCAAAGCCGGGCUGCAGAGGUGCGGGAAGAGCUGCAGGUUGAGGUGGACGAAUUACCUGCGACCUGACAUCAAGAGGGGAGAGUUCAGCCUGCAGGAGGAGCAGACCAUCAUUCAACUCCAUGCCCUCCUUGGAAACAGAUGGUCUGCGAUUGCCACCCACCUGCCCAAGAGAACAGACAACGAGAUCAAGAACUACUGGAACACCCACCUGAAGAAGCGGCUGGCUAAGAUGGGCAUCGAUCCCUGCACCCACAAGGCCAAGAGCGACACCCUCAGAUCCGGCGACGGACACCUCAAGAGCGUUGCCAACCUCAGCCACAUGGCCCAGUGGGAGAGCGCACGCCUGGAGGCCGAGGCGCGGCUCGCGAGGGAGUCGAAGUUCCGUGCGGCGUCCAAUUCCAUGAUUCUGCAGCAGCAACAGCAGCAGAAGGGAUCGUCGUCGUCCUCGUCCUCGACCAUCCCGCCGCCACCUGCUCCGCUCACCACCAAGGCCAGCGGACUCGACAUCCUCAGGGCAUGGCCGGGGGCUAACCAAGGCGACAGGAUCGACCUGGAGUCGCCCACUUCCACCUUAAGCUUCGCGGCAGCCGGCGUCGGGUUUGUGGACGCCGGCGCCGGCGCCGCAUCCGCCGCCAGCCAUCAAGGAGGCGUGAAUUUGGAGCCGGAGAGAGCGGAGUGGAGGAGCUUGGCGAAGGAUAGAGUGGACAGCUUCACAGGCUUCUCCAUGGAAGCCGCAUUCGACGGGGAGGCGCCAUGGCUGUCGGAGCCAUACUGGGGACAGUCCGGCGCAGGAUUCACCGGACUGCUCCUGGGUGACUCAGCGGCGCAGAAGGCCUCGGACUGCCGCGGUGAUUCAUACGCAAAUGGACCUGAGACCUGCGCCCAAGAGGAGGCAGAGGAAGAAGAAGAACAAGAAGAAGAAGAGGAGGAGGAAUUGGAAGGAGAGGAGGAGAGCAAGAACUACUGGAACAGCAUCCUCAACUCGGUCAACUCCUCAUCCUCUUCCAACUCGCCACCACUGUUCUACGACUGAGCUCGCAGCGCAAGCUUUUCUACGUAAAAUGUUAACGCACGUCUACUGCAGCGGCGAUGGCGCUCUGCAACAAUAAGAAAGAAGUAUAAGAAUAAGAAUGGGUGGUGAUGUGAAUAUAUCGUCUUGCGAUCUCCUUUUCUCUUCUCUCCUUAGAUUUGUUGUCAUGGGAAUUGUAAUGUUUGAAGCAC
Molecule: messenger RNA, 1346 nt
Organism: Musa acuminata AAA Group (dessert banana)
Lineage: Eukaryota; Viridiplantae; Streptophyta; Magnoliopsida; Zingiberales; Musaceae
Product: transcription factor MYB106-like
Exons: 3
Coding region: 1-1158 (385 amino acids)
Source: RefSeq, a predicted model, not a curated record